Labeo rohita (rohu) is the source of this 1584-nucleotide messenger RNA. RefSeq names its product creatine kinase, mitochondrial 2a (sarcomeric) (gene ckmt2a). Gene Ontology annotation, cellular component: mitochondrion. Lineage: Eukaryota; Metazoa; Chordata; Actinopteri; Cypriniformes; Cyprinidae. Gene Ontology annotation, molecular function: creatine kinase activity. Gene Ontology annotation, biological process: phosphocreatine biosynthetic process. The transcript is spliced from 10 exons. Bases 198 to 1451 code for a protein of 417 amino acids. The record is from RefSeq and is a predicted model, not a curated record.
GCCGGACGACAGACAUGGGUUAUGACCUAGCACUUACGUGGAAGAGGAUUGGCCAUCAGGUCCACUUCUAAUCCCUUAUCCUGGGAGGAGCGCCAGCUUCCCUCACAGACUGUGUGCUUUCUGACACAGCCUACUGUAACAGAGGAGACUCUACAGUGCUGAUCCCAUCAGAACUUUUGAGAAGAAACGGUGUGAAGAUGGCAAGCUCAUUCGCCAAGGUGAUGUCGAGCCGCACCACUGGCUUGCUCAUGGCGAGCCUUGGAGCUGGUGCUGUGGCAACCGGUUACUUAAUGAGCGAUAAUGCUGCCAUCUCUGCAGAUCAGAGGAGGAAACUCUACCCUCCCAGUGCUGACUACCCUGACCUUCGCAAACACAACAACUGCAUGGCCAGUGCGCUGACCCCGGCCAUCUAUGCCAAACUGAGGGACAAGGUCACUCCAAACAACUGGACUCUUGACCAGUGCAUUCAGACUGGUGUGGACAACCCUGGUCAUCCCUUCAUCAAGACAGUUGGGAUGGUUGCUGGUGAUGAAGAGAGCUAUGAGGUGUUUGCUGAAAUCUUUGAUCCUGUAAUCAAAGACAGACACAAUGGGUAUGACCCAAGGACCAUGAAGCAUCCCACCGACCUGGAUGCCUCCAAGAUCCAUUCAGCCAUGUUUGAUGAAAACUACGUCCUGUCCUCCCGUGUGCGCACAGGCCGUAGUAUCCGAGGCCUCAGCCUUCCCCCUGCCUGCAGCCGCUCUGAGCGACGUGAAGUCGAAAGGGUCACGGUCCAGGCCUUGGCUGGCCUCAAAGGAGACCUCGCAGGACGUUACUACAGCCUGACUGAAAUGACUGAACAAGAGCAGCAGAGACUUAUCGAUGAGCAUUUUCUCUUUGACAAGCCCGUGUCUCCUCUGCUCACUGCAUCUGGGAUGGCCAGAGACUGGCCAGAUGCUCGUGGGAUCUGGCAUAACAAUGAGAAGACGUUCUUAAUAUGGAUCAAUGAGGAAGACCACACCCGUGUCAUCUCCAUGGAGAAAGGUGGCAACAUGAAAAGGGUGUUUGAGAGGUUCUGCAGAGGACUCAAACAGGUAGAACGCUUGAUUCAGGAGAGAGGCUGGGAGUUCAUGUGGAAUGAACGUCUUGGCUACGUCCUGACCUGUCCAUCCAACCUGGGCACUGGCCUCAGGGCUGGAGUACACGUCCGCUUGCCAAAGCUCAGCAAGGACCCUCGCUUUAACAAGAUCCUGGAUAACUUGCGGCUGCAGAAGCGUGGUACUGGAGGUGUGGACACAGCUGCAGUGGGUGAUAUCUUCGACAUCUCAAACCUUGACCGCCUGGGCAAAUCCGAGGUUGAACUGGUGCAGAUAGUCGUCGAUGGUGUCAACUACCUUAUCGAAUGUGAGAAGAGGCUGGAAAAGGGCCAGGACAUCAAGAUCCCCGCCCCCAUCCAACAGUUUAGGAAGUGAGCAAUGCUCUUUUAACGAAGGAUGGACCCAGCAAGAGAAACAUGGACACUCCUUCCACUAAUCCCAAAUCCGAAGGUCUUAUAUGUAUAGAAAGCUCAAUAAAAUGAACCCUAAAACUACAAAUGCUUUCUUA